AUGACGUGGUCUGAAAGAGAUGCUGGUAUUUUCAGCCUUCAGUACUAUAGGCAGCCGCACGUAAAUAUCAAGACACUGACAGAUGAUAUGUUAGAUAGAUUUGCCAGUAUAAGGAUUCCAAGGAGUAAAAAAGAAAGACCUCCUCUGUCGCAUAUGAAGCAGUCACAUUCAACAGAUUGGUCAUCCACACCUAUGGAUCCUGAGGAGUUUGCUCCAAAGCCCCUGUCGGAAAGAGAGAUCAUAGCACUGUUUGAAAAAAUGAUGGAAGAUAUGAAUUUAAAUGAAGACAAGAAGAUGCCGUUGAGAGAAAAGGAUUUUAACACCAAAAAAGAAAUGGUGAUGCAAUAUAUUAGCACUGCUUCAAAGUCGGGAAGUCUCAAGAACAGUAGGAAGAUUUCACCCCAAGAAUUUAUUCAGGAAUUAAAAUCUGGGUCAACAGAUGAAAGACUAGUCACUUGCUUAGAAUCCCUCCGUGUGUCCUUGACUAGUAAUCCUGUCAGCUGGGUUGAAAACUUUGGCCGAGAAGGUCUGGGACUGUUGUUGGAUGUUUUGGAAAGAUUGGUUGAGACAAAAAAUCAGGACAGAAUUGUGAAGAGGAGUCAGCAUAAGGUUAUACAGUGUUUGAGAGCCUUCAUGAAUAAUAAGUAUGGAUUGGAAAGAAUUUUGGGAGAAGAGAGGAGCCUUUUGUUGCUGACCAAAGCAAUUGAUCCUAAGCAAACUAACAUGAUGACGGAUAUAGUUAAACUCCUUUCUGCAAUGUGCAUUGUUGGAGAGGAAAACAUCCUUGAAAAAAUUUUGGAAGCUGUAACAGCAGCAGCAGAGGAAAGGAAUGUCGAUAGAUUUUCUCCUAUUGUAGAAGGUCUUCAGGAUAACUCUGUUCAGCUGCAA
This is a messenger RNA of Acanthisitta chloris (rifleman), 888 nucleotides long. RefSeq names its product protein diaphanous homolog 3-like. Gene Ontology annotation, cellular component: cytoplasm; actin filament. The transcript is spliced from 9 exons. Gene Ontology annotation, biological process: actin cytoskeleton organization; actin filament polymerization. The record is from RefSeq and is a predicted model, not a curated record. The annotation marks the transcript as partial. Gene Ontology annotation, molecular function: actin binding; small GTPase binding; microtubule binding. NCBI's taxonomy places the organism in Eukaryota, Metazoa, Chordata, Aves, Passeriformes, Acanthisittidae.